Naegleria fowleri is the source of this 540-nucleotide messenger RNA. RefSeq lists its product as uncharacterized. Bases 1 to 540 code for a protein of 179 amino acids. The transcript has 3 exons. Lineage: Eukaryota; Heterolobosea; Eutetramitea; Acrasida; Naegleriidae. The record is from RefSeq and is a predicted model, not a curated record.
AUGAACAAAAUUGUGCCUUAUUUGUUGUCGGUGGUUGUAGUGAUCGCCUUAUUCAUCUCGCAAAGCGAGGCUAAGAGUUUGAAACUCAAGGGCGGAGCAUGUUAUCAACAAUAUGAUUACCCUCUCUACAAGCAAUGCGGACAAUCCUGGUCUAGCGACAUUAUCUACACUGACACCAUUUGCAAGAGUGGAUGCCUUUUAACCUCCAUGACCAUGGCCUUAGACGGAAGAGGCUUGGCUUCAUUUAACCCAGGACAAUUCUUGAGUUGGCUCAAAAGUAAUGGAGGCCUUUCUGGUAAUCUCUUUGUUUGGGGAUCCGUUCGACCAUUCGGACUCAGCUACAACGGAAAGGUUAGCUCUACCAGUUCUAUCGUCAGUAAUAUUUGCAAUGAUAAUGUCGUCUUUUUGAAUGUCAGAAACGGAGGUCAUUGGGUUCUCGCAACCGGUUAUGACGGAUAUUCUUUCACUGUGAAUGAUCCUGGUUACUCUCGUUCAUCUUACUCUCCUUCUGAAGUGACUCAAGCCGCCAUUUAUAGUUAA